UCUUUUCAUCGAGUAUUUACACAGAUUUGAUUGACAACUCGUGGAACGCUCAUCCCACACAAAAGUUAUUACAUUAGGCCGACAGCGCAAACAAAACUCCCCUUGUGUAGCGUGUUCAAACUACUUGGUUGUCACGCGAACAAAAGGGACUGAGUGUAGGACCAAUUGCGUCUACAUAGACUGUUCAGUUAAGUGUCAGCCUCGAAAAUUAAUUUAACGUUGACAUGUGACGCAAAUUAAGUGCAAAAUCUUCACGAUUUACAGGACUACAUUGACAAAGGAGUAGUCAACAUGGCCAACAACAACACCAGAGAUUCCGCGGCCAAUGUAUCUCAUUCUGGUAAUGAAAUAGAUCCGGCAUGGAUUGGAAUUCUGGAAGCAACAAUCUUGUUCCUUGUCAUGUUGGUCGCAAUCAUUGGAAAUUUUCUAGUUAUCGCGGUGGUGUAUCGCCGACGCGAGCUUCGUCGCACAGAAACUCACAUUUUCAUCGUCAAUUUAAGCUUGACGGAUAUUUUCGUGGCGCUCUUGUGCAUGCCGUUCUCUAUGAUAACAGCUGUGACUCAAGAGUGGAUUUUUAGCAAUGCGCUGUGCCAGUUAAACGGUUUUCUAAACGUGUUCUUUUUGCUGACGUCCAUUUUGACACUGACUGCAAUUAGCAUCCACAAGUACAUCGGGGUUGUGCAGCCCACGAAGCGGAAAAUAUUCACUAGAAAGAGGACGAUCAUGGCAGUCGCCUGGGUUUGGGUGCAGGCGCUAAUGACGGCGUUGACACCGAUUCUGGGCUGGAAUGAGUACGAGCACAUUCCGGGCCGUACGCAGUGUUCUGUCAAAGUCCCCCGUAAUAGCGAGGUCAGCGAGUUAACAAACUGCCUGUUUAUCAUAAUUUGCGGCUUUGUGAUUCCGCUUGGAAUAAUGAACUUCUCGUACUUAAAGAUUUUCCGUACUGUGAAGAUUCACACCAAACGCGUCAAAAGCCACUCCUUCAGCGACGACCAAAAAUCGGCUUUCUUGAACGAGAGAAGGAUCACCGUAACUCUUUUCAUAAUCCUGGCGGCUUUCUUGGCCUGCUGGAGUCCGUUUUCUGUUCUCACGAUUUACGCAACCCUUGCAGGACAUGAAUUGUCCAAGCACUUUUCCGUUGUGGCCUACUGGCUGGGUUUCUUAAACUCCGCCAUGAAUCCCUUGAUCUACGCGCUGCGAACCAAGGAAUUUCGUCAGGGCUAUCGCCAAAUUUUUGGUAUACUGCUUCCUCGCUGUUUCCCGAGGGUUGAUAUGAGUGAGAACGAUUCUCAUAUAGCGGUUCUUCGAGGACGAAAAAGCCUGAAAAGCGAAGUGGUGACAUUCAGCAAGAGACGCCGAGCGGGCACGGAAAUUGAAAGCCACGUCAGUGAGGCUAAAAAUUUGGAACGAAAUGGAACAAGUAAAGCGCAGAGACGAAAAGAGACAGCUUCAGAAGCACGGGAUGAAAGCGACGUUGGAAGAUUCGAAACAGCAAGCGGAAUUUCUGUUAGAAGUAACGAAGUGAGUGGAAUUCCCGACAGCUACUAUUCUGCUGAGGAAACGAACGAAGGUUUGGACAACAGUAUUGAAAUUCAAGAUGAGAUGUUUGGCCACGGCGAAGGAAAAGAAGAGGAAGAUGCGCAUUCAAGUGGUAGCGAUUUGUCGUUGUCUCCAACGAGAGAAAGCUUCUUAUUACCUUGGAAUUCAACAGAUUUUCCGGGUGAACAGAACUUCCCGAAGAGUUUCGAGGAUGGCGCAAAAUCUAGAAGAAAAAGUUUGUCAUUUCUGUCGAUGCUUAGCGAAAAACACGAACUAAAAUGCCGAACACGGUGUCGAUCAAAGAGUGACUGCAGUACGCUCGUCCAUAUGCCUGCUGGAAGUAGAUCUGGCUGUUCGUUUCCUGAUGUUGACUUUGCAAAGGAGCAGUCGAAUCCUUGGCUACGGGAAAAUUUGUCAUAUUUGAACAGAAUUUCGCCCAUAGAUCUAGAAAUUCUUGAGAACAAUUAUUAAUCGGGUCGGCUUAACAUAAAAACCACAAAUAAUUUUUUUUUUAUGGGCGAGGGACAAAUUUAGACCAAAUUGUUAUUCGUCCUUUGUCGCAAAAAUAAUCUUAUUCAAAAGGUUGCAAAAAAUCGUAUCAAUUGUAUCAGUAUAAAUUUGAAUAUUGCUGGCUUUACUGACCGCGUGGCAUUCUCAAAGAGGAUAAUUUGUAAUCUUUAUUCAAAACGGAGGAGAGAGACAAAUUGCUCAUUUUUUUCUAAUUUUAAACUAAACGUUAAGCAUUUUCACUAUAAAAGACUUCAUAUGACGUAGAGCUUUGAAAAACCCUCUAAAAGAGGACGUAGAUAAACAUAUUUUUACUGUUCCAAUAGUGAUACUCGCCUUCCAUUGUAUUAAGACGUAAUUUGCAAUGGAUGGCCCAUGAAUAGUUGUUUGCUGCCGUGUACGUCAAGUUAUCGCCUGUAAUUCCGUAACCUUGACAACAGCGGUCAUGUUAUUUGUUUCGAAACGAGGCCCGAUGAAAGAACUUCACAGGGAAAAGUGGGUUUCAAGCAAAUGCUUAUUGUCAUGAAUGUGUAGCCAAUUCUGGAAGAUCGGAACGGCUACAAUAAUGCGAGGUGGACUAGAGUCCGUUCGAGCUUUGAGCGGAACAAAGGCCUGAUGUUUUUUUUCUUACCCUGUAUAAAUAAAGUUAUCUAUUCUAUUCCAUUCUUCAAUUAGCUGUUCCAAAUCAAACUCAUUUUCAUGUCUCGUCUCGAAAACACAGACAAAAAGCAAACUCUGAAAUUGCGAAAUGACUUUCCUCGUUUUAAGAGUAAAUAAGUUGAACGGAAUCAACAGCAUAUCUAUGCUCUCUUAUUGACGUGUUGAUUUAGGUUAUCCAAAUACAAAUGCAAUUUAAAUGCAGAAAUACAACUAAUUAAACAAGUCAAAUAAAAGAGUUCUUUAUUAUCA
Molecule: messenger RNA, 2955 nt
Organism: Orbicella faveolata
Lineage: Eukaryota; Metazoa; Cnidaria; Anthozoa; Scleractinia; Merulinidae
Product: histamine H2 receptor-like
Biological process (GO): G protein-coupled receptor signaling pathway
Cellular component (GO): membrane
Molecular function (GO): G protein-coupled receptor activity
Source: RefSeq, a predicted model, not a curated record